Molecule: messenger RNA, 2199 nt
Organism: Tricharina praecox
Lineage: Eukaryota; Fungi; Ascomycota; Pezizomycetes; Pezizales; Pyronemataceae
Product: SNF2 family N-terminal domain-containing protein
Exons: 4
Coding region: 1-2199 (732 amino acids)
Molecular function (GO): ATP binding; ATP-dependent chromatin remodeler activity
Source: RefSeq, a predicted model, not a curated record
AUGGCCAACUUUGUAAAUAACAGAGCACUGACCAACUACCGACCUGGCAAUGGCGAAGUCGGCGACGACAGCGACGACGAGAUGUAUGGCAGCGACGACUCGGACAACAGAUGUAUCUAUGCGGGCCACACUGUGCCUGACUACGAUCUCACGCAGAUGCCAGAGUACGUGUUCCAGCAGAGACGGCUGCACCUCGAGCGUCCGAACGCGUUUACUACCAUGAGGUGGCAGGACCGGUACACGAAGCAGCGGCGCGCAGAGGACAGGGACACGGCGGUGUGCCGGCGUCCCGCCGCCGACGACGAUGACGAUGGAGACAUCCAGUGCUGCCCCGACUGCGGCCGGGGUCACACACUGACCGAUCGCCAGAGGAUCGAUCAGGCCGCUGAGGUGCUCGGCCUGCACAGGGUGACGGCGGACGAGCAGGGCGCGGAGUGGGUCGUGCCGGGGAUGAAAACGCCGUUGCUGAAUCACCAGGUUCUGGGCGUCAGGUGGAUGAUCGACCGUGAGAUGGGCCAGACGCUUCCGAGGGGCGGAUUGCUGGCGGAUGGCAUGGGGAUGGGGAAGACCAUGCAGGCUAUCGCGACGAUCUGUAGGAACUUACCUGACCCGUCGGCAGCGCCGCGAGGAAGACGGCGUGAUCGUAUGGUGCCCAGAGUCACACUCAUCGUCGCACCACUCGCGGUGCUGGCACAAUGGAAGACCGAGAUCCAGCUGCACUGCGAGGCAGACUUGCUUCGAGUCCACAUCCAUCACGGCAACCACAAGCUUAAGACUGUGGAAGCAUUUCACCGCUACGACGUCGUCCUAUGCACAUACCAAGCGGUCCUACACAGCUUCCCUCACCAGCUCGAGUGCAGACUCAAUCCCGGCAUGACCCCGCGCGAGGAGCGCCGGUGGUGGUCGCAGCGCGGUAUCCUGCAUCGCAUCAUAUUCUGGCGCGUGGUCCUGGACGAAAGCCAGCUCGUCAAGAACCCGCAGGGACAAAUAUCGCUGGCCUGCCAGGCCCUCGAGGCGGUAAACACAUGGGCGCUGUCCGGUACGCCGAUCCAGAACCGACUCGAGGAUAUUUUCCCAGUGAUCCGGUUCCUGCGGCAUCCGCUGUAUGGAGCUGUGAAGGAUUGGAGGACGUUGAUGGGGCCUGCAUUCGAGCAUGACGAUAUUGGGAAGGCGAUGAAUGUCAGUCAGAUCCUGAAGGGGUUUGUGCUGCGCCGCACAAAGAACGAUACGCUCUUGGGGGACAAGCUGAUCACACUGCCGGAGAAGCGCGUCGUCAUGCUGAAGAUACGACUGUUGCCGUACCAACAACGGGCAUAUACCCUUUUUGUAGCCGCAGGGCUCGCCGCGGUGAACAAGUUUGUCCUCGAUGGAUCUGUCAAGGCGAAUGUGGUGGGUGUUUUGGCGAUGAUCCUGAGACUGCGGCAGGUCUGUAAUCACCCGUAUCUCACCCUGAUUACCAAUGGCAAGCCCAUCGACAUGAUCGAUUACCUGAAGCAUCUACGGUACCCAGCCCGAGCACGAUCUUCGCAAAACGGCCGAAUCCGGUUCGUCGAGCGCAACGACCCGACCGUAUUCGUGCACAGCUCCAAGACGCUCGCGCUGCUGGAACAACUCGAGAAGUGGAAGAGGAGAUAUCCAAACGACAAGAUUGUGAUCUUUUCGCUCUUCACCAAGAUGCUCGACAUCGUCGAGUACAUCGUGCGCAACGAGGGGUGGACGUGCCAGCGGUACCAGGGCCGCAUGAGCAUGGCCGAGCGGGAGGAGGCACUGAGCGCGUUCCGCGACCACGACCAGAUACUGCUGGUUUCGCUGAUGACUGGCAGUCUCGGCCUGAAUCUCACGUUCGCGAACAGGGUCAUCUGCUUGGACCUGUGGUGGAAUCCGGGAGUCGAGCUGCAGGCGUUCGAUCGCGUGCACCGGAUGGGGCAGAAAAAGAGGGUCGAGAUACGCCGCUUCGUCACGGAGAGAAGUACUGAGAUGCGCAUGCUCGGCCUGCAGCGGAGCAAGCUGGCACUGGCCGUCACUGCGCUCGACGAAACUGGGAAGGAUGAGGGGACGAUCGCCGCGCUAGAAUCGGGGCAUUUGACCGAGGAGGAGUUGCUAAGUUUGCUUGGAAAGAUAGAGCAGAAUAAACAAGGACGUCUGGAAUUGGUUCCGUAUGAAGGAGACACGCCGUUACAACAAUUGUUUAUAUCAUAG